GUGAAUGUGAUUUCUAAAGAAAUGAAACAGUUAAAACUUACAGGAUUUAUUAUUUUCUUGUUCUUUUUGACUGAAUCCCUAAAUUUGCCCACAAAGCCUCAAGAUGUAGAUGAUUUUAGUACUACCCAGAAAUUUAUAGAGGAGAAUGUUGGAUAUAUCACCAUCAUUGCAUUUGCUCAAUAUAUUCAGGAGGCAUCUUUCGAGGAAGUAGAAAUGUUGGCAAAAACCAUGAUGGAAUACAAGGAUCAAUGCUUGGCCAACAUGACACUCUCUCAGUGUUUAAAAGUACCUCACCAUGUUUUACUGGAAGCAAUAUGUGCUAUGGAGGGGCUGCCACAAAAGCAUAAUUUUUCACACUGCUGCAGUAAGGUUGACAAUGAAAGAAGGCUCUGUUUCUUCCGUCAUAAGAAAGCUGAUGUAGGAUUUCUGCCACCUCUCCCUACGCUGGAUCCUGAAGUGAAAUGUCAAGCUUAUAAAAAUAACAGUGAAUCUUUUCUAAGCAAUUAUAUCUAUGAAGUUUCCAGAAGGAACCCCUUUGUUUUCGCACCUACACUUCUAAGAGUCACUGCUCUUAUUGAGGAGAUGACUAAAACGUGUUGUGAAGAACAAGACAAAGCUAACUGCUUUCGAACAAAGGCAAUAGCUGUGAUACGAUAUUUAAAAGGAUUGUCUUCUUUUCAAAAAAAUGUCUGUGGGGCAUAUGUGAAAUUUGGACCACAAGUUUUAAAAUCUAUAUACACUGUUAUACUUAGUCAGAAAUUCCCCAGGAUUGAAUUCGAGGAACUUACUUCCCUCCUAGAAGAUGUUUCCUCCAAGUACGAUGGGUGUUGUGAAGGGGAUGCUCUGCAAUGCAUCCGCGGAAGGAGCAAAGUUAUGAGCCAUAUUUGUUCAAAACAAGAUUCCAUCUCCAGCAAAAUUAAAGGGUGUUGUGAAAAGAAAAUACCAGAACGUGGCGAGUGCAUAAUUCACUCAAAUAAAGAUGACAGACCAAAGGAUUUACCUCUAAGAGAAACAAAAUUUACUGAAAAUAAAAAUCUGUGUGAAGAACGAAAUGCUGACCAAGAUAUCUUCAUGGCUAAGUUUCUUUAUGAACGCUCAAGGAGACAUCCAGAACUGUCUACACCACAGCUCUUAAGAAUUGCUAGCGUGUACGAUGACCUUCUGAAAGAGUGUUGCAAUGCAGAAAACCCUCCAGACUGCUACAGUAAUGCGGAAAACAAAUUCAAUGAGACAACUGAGAAAAGCCUCCAGAUAGUACAACGAGAAUGUGAACUUUUCCAGAACUUGGGGAAGGAUGACCUGAAAUACCACUACCUUAUCAAAUUCACAAAGAUAGCUCCUCAGCUCUCCACUGAUGAACUGACCUUUCUUGGUGAGGAAAUGGUGACAGCUUUGACCACCUGCUGCACACUGAGUGAAGAGUUUGCCUGUGUUGAUAAUUUGGUGGAUUUAGUUGUUGGAGAGAUAUGUGGAGUAAACGAAAAUCGAAACAUCAACCCUGCUGUGGAUCACUGUUGCAAAACCAACUUUGCUUUCCGAAGGCCCUGCUUUGAGGCCUUGGAAGCUGAUAAUAUGUAUGUGCCUCCAUCCGCCUCCCAAGGUUUACUUACCAUUGACACAAACCUGUGCCAGGCUCAUAAUGAGGAGCUCCAGAGAAGGAAAGACAGGUUUCUUGUUAACUUAGUGAAGCUAAAACCUGGCCUUACAGAUGAGACGCUGCGGUCAUUGCUUACAGAUUUCACUAAUCUAGUGGACAAAUGCUGCAAAGCAGAGGGGCCUGAAGCGUGCUUUAAUAAAGAGGGUCCAGAACUGGCAGCCAAAAGCCAGGCUUCUUGAAAAACAUAAAGUAAAAACCACCAAAGGUUGUGGAGAAUAAAGAAAAAGACCAACUUACCUACUUCCAGCUGUCCUGUGGUGAAUUUCAUUUUCUGAGAUGAACACAGUAAAGAGUCCGCUGGCAACUUCACCUGAAAUCCUGUUAUUGCAGCAAGCAAUAAACAACAAAAUUAUAAAGCUAAUUCUCAAAGACUGAUUUUAUGUGUCAAACUGAUAACAAAAUUAAACAACCAAGAUUUAUUUAGGCCAUCAGCAUCUCUU
Pteronotus mesoamericanus is the source of this 2097-nucleotide messenger RNA. It is a transcript of the gene AFM, whose product is annotated as afamin. Gene Ontology annotation, biological process: vitamin transport; protein transport within extracellular region. The record is from RefSeq and is a predicted model, not a curated record. Lineage: Eukaryota; Metazoa; Chordata; Mammalia; Chiroptera; Mormoopidae. The transcript is spliced from 15 exons. The coding region runs from base 22 to 1836 and encodes 604 amino acids. Gene Ontology annotation, molecular function: vitamin E binding. Gene Ontology annotation, cellular component: cytoplasm; blood microparticle.